This is a messenger RNA of Antechinus flavipes (yellow-footed antechinus), 644 nucleotides long. RefSeq names its product translation initiation factor IF-2-like. The record is from RefSeq and is a predicted model, not a curated record. The transcript is spliced from 2 exons. NCBI's taxonomy places the organism in Eukaryota, Metazoa, Chordata, Mammalia, Dasyuromorphia, Dasyuridae. The coding region runs from base 79 to 498 and encodes 139 amino acids.
GCCCCGCGCCCGGCAGGUGGCCCAGCUCAGUCUGCCCCGGCCACACCUGGGGGCGCCGCUCCCUGCCCCUCGGGGAGCAUGAGCCGGGCCUUCCCCCGCGGGCCCCGGAGCCCGGCCCAGGAGCAGAGGCUGCAGCCGCCCCACGGCCUCCCCGGAGCAGGUGAGAGCCGGGCCGGUGGCGGACACAAGGAGGCCGGCCCGAGACCAGACGUGGCGGGCAUCCAGGACCCGUGGCGCACCCACCUGGCGAUCCACCGUCUGCGCCACUCCAGCGGCCGGCAGAGGCCGCCUCUCCCCAAGGCCGGGCCGCCUUCCUCGCAGCGGCCCGAGGAGGACCCGGGGCAGGAGCCCCAGGGAGAGGCUUCGGGGCCCCGGGCGGCGCCGGCCCCUGGGAGUGCUCCCCCAGCCCGGGCCAAGAGCCACUACCCUUUCCCAAAGAGAAAAGCGCCUCGGAUCUCGGAGGCCGCCCGGAGACUGGGUCUCUACAGGCCCACCUGAAGCCCCCCACCCCCCGCGCUCUGCCCUCCAGGAGGCCGCAGGCCAAGGACAAGCUCUGAGGGGUCUCCAACAAACAAGGGCGUCCUGUUCGGGCACCAAGGCCGGCCCCGGGGACCUCGGCCAGGCCCAAUAAAGUCCUCUACGAA